AUGCGACUGUAUUCCAUUCUUCUCAGCCUGCUGGCACUGGCUGUUGCCAGAGUGUGCAGCACCGCAUUGACGUAUAAACUCGGCGCCAAUGAGAAGGCCUGUUUCUUCAGCAAUGUCGAGCGACAAGGCGCCAAAAUCGCAUUCUAUUUUGCUGUUCAAUCCGGUGGUUCCUUCGACAUUGACUAUGAGGUGGUAGGCCCCAAUGACAAGAGAAUCAUGGCAGGGGAAAAGGAAAGACAGGGCGAUUUUGUCUUCACCGCGCAGACUGCGGGCGAGUACCGGGUCUGUUUCAACAAUGAGAUGUCUACGUUCGCGGACAAGAUGGUGGACUUUGAGGUUGCCGUCGAAGAUGAAUCCAAGUCCGCCCUCCUCCCACAGAAAGCCGGCUCAACUCCUGAACAAACAUCUGCAUUGGAAGAUCUGGUCUUCAAGAUCAGUGGGCAGCUCAGCACAGUCAGCAGAAUGCAAAAAUACUUCCGCACGCGAGAGAACCGUAACUUCAGCACGGUCAGGAGUACUGAACAGAGAAUCUUCAACUUCAGUUUGAUUGAGGUGUGCAUGAUGGUUGGUAUGGCUGGACUCCAGGUCUUGGUGGUAAGAUUUUUCUUUCAGGGGGCGAGGAAAGGUGAGUUCUCUCAUACGGUGAUUUGA
Messenger RNA from Cladophialophora psammophila CBS 110553, 651 nucleotides. RefSeq lists its product as uncharacterized. Gene Ontology annotation, cellular component: Golgi apparatus; endoplasmic reticulum; endoplasmic reticulum-Golgi intermediate compartment. Gene Ontology annotation, biological process: protein retention in ER lumen; Golgi organization; intracellular protein transport. The coding region runs from base 1 to 651 and encodes 216 amino acids. The record is from RefSeq and is a predicted model, not a curated record. NCBI's taxonomy places the organism in Eukaryota, Fungi, Ascomycota, Eurotiomycetes, Chaetothyriales, Herpotrichiellaceae. The transcript is spliced from 3 exons.